AUGGGCAAGCGAAAGUUAAUGUCGCCUUUGUCGUCGAGCGCUCAACCAGUCGUCAAGUACAAACGUACUUGCGAGCAACCUCCGUCCGCCAACGGUGCGAAAACACUUACAGAAGACGAGUACUCAAAAUUAAAACUGUAUUUAAAAGAGAAAAAAAAACUUUUGAGAACUUUCCCACGAAUAUUACUGAAUGCCCGUGGGCAAUUGUCACAGUUAAAUGAUAGUGGUUUCAGUGAAAGUCCAUUAUUACCAUCUGACCUAAAUGAGUUAAUUUUAUAUUCUGUUUAUGGUCCAGGAAAAUAUGUUCCAAAAUGGUCGAACUUAGAAAUGCAGUGCAACUUAAAUCAAACUUGUGUUUUAAUAAUUGAUGGAUGUGAAGUAAAUACUAAAGAAGAUUUUUCUCAUUUUAAAAGUUCUUUGCCAAUGUUUUCAAAGUAUAAAUUUUUACCACCUAUUGAAGUUGAGCUACCCCCAAGUUGGUGUGCUGAUAAUGAAACCGACAACACAACUUCAAUAACUGAUGAUGUAGUCUCAGAAUCUACACCAACACAAAAAAAAAAUGUUGAGAACAAAGAAAUUUGCUCACGAACACGUUUGCUGAUGUCUUUAAACCAAAUGAUGAUUCACAAUUAUCCUUUACCUACCAAUAAACGUCAAUUUACAAUGGAUGGCUUCCGUUUUACAAAAAAUCAUUACUUGCCUGUUACUGAUAACAGUCCCAUGUAUGCAAUUGAUUGUGAAAUGUGUUAUACAUCUAUUGGUAGAAAUGAACUUACUAGAGUUUCCAUUGUUAAUGAACAAUUAGAGGUCAUAUAUGAGUCUUUGGUGAAACCCACCAAUAAAAUUACUAAUUAUUUAACUAUAUAUUCUGGAAUCACAGCUUCAAAACUUAAGAAUGUCAAAACCACUUUAACAGAUGUACAAGAAGAUAUAAUAAAAAUAUUAUCUCCAGAUUCAAUUUUGAUUGGACAAUCAUUAAAUUGUGACUUGGAUGCAUUAAAGUUAUUCCAUCCAUACAUUAUAGACACUAGUGUUAUUUUCAAUUUGAAUGGAAAUAAAGGGUCUAAAAGUAAAUUAAAACUUUUGGCCAAAAAUUUUUUGGAUAUGAAUAUUCAAUGUGGUAAUCUUGGACAUGAUUCUAUUGAAGACAGUCGUGCUACUAUGUUACUCGUACAACUAAAAUUAUGCAAAUCGCUAACUUACGGAGAUGCAUAUUUAGUUGGUCAGAAGAGAUUAGCUGAAUUUGUUAAUAAAAAGAUAAAAAUAAACGUCAAGCAUAUAGAAACAUUUAAAAAGUUCUUAGCGUUAUUGCAGAGUGUUUCAGAAAGUUCAGCCAAAGGUAAAGUUCAUCUGAAAAAAAACCUAAUGGCACCAUAUGAUAAUAUAUGGUCAACAUCCAAGUUAAAUAUUGAAGAGCAUUCAACCAACAAAGUUGUUUUAGAAUCUGUGUGUAAAUCAAUGGAAGACACAACUAAUCGGUUUUGCAUGGCACACAUGCAACUAAAAAAUAAAAAUAAUUUAGACCUAGUAAAUCGGUGGUGCGAAAAGUAUUGGGCAGCAAUGUCUUCAUUUGCACUUUGUGCUGUGCUAUUUACUGGCUGUGGUACUGAAGGCAAGAAUUCGGUUUGCUUGUUGAAUGUCAAGCAGCCACCUUUGAGUCAUUUACAAGAUAAAUUUUGA
Macrosiphum euphorbiae (potato aphid) is the source of this 1680-nucleotide messenger RNA. Lineage: Eukaryota; Metazoa; Arthropoda; Insecta; Hemiptera; Aphididae. The record is from the annotation of a GenBank genome assembly.